Molecule: messenger RNA, 519 nt
Organism: Archocentrus centrarchus (flier cichlid)
Lineage: Eukaryota; Metazoa; Chordata; Actinopteri; Cichliformes; Cichlidae
Gene: cenpv
Product: centromere protein V
Exons: 4
Coding region: 63-485 (140 amino acids)
Molecular function (GO): carbon-sulfur lyase activity
Source: RefSeq, a predicted model, not a curated record
CUUAAACAAGGUGAAACCUUCCCAAAUCUCAGCUUAUGCAUUUAUACUGAUUCACUUACAGAAUGGACCUGGUGAAACAUACAGGUGGCUGCCACUGCGGGGCUGUGAGGUUUGAAGUCUGGAGCUCUCCAGACCUCCAUGUUUUUCAUUGCAAUUGCAGCAUUUGCACAAAGAAACAAAACCAUCAUUUCAUUGUUCCAAAAAGCCGCUUCACACUCUUACAGGGUUUGGAUAAUCUGACCACGUACACGUUUAACACUCAUGUUGCUAAACACACCUUCUGUAAAACCUGCGGAGUUCAAAGUUUCUACACCCCAUGCUCCAACCCUGACGGAUAUGGUGUUGCUCCGCACUGUCUGGAUCCAGGUACUGUGCAGAGUGUCACAGUGGAAAAGUUUUGCGGAGAGAAAUGGGAAGAAAGUAUGCAAGCUCACAAAAGCAUCAGAGACAUGUCAAAACCGAAAGCAGACUUUGAGGAAAAAUAACAGUGCUGUUAUAUAAGAAACUUAUUUUCUUUAA